Molecule: messenger RNA, 444 nt
Organism: Cylicostephanus goldi
Lineage: Eukaryota; Metazoa; Nematoda; Chromadorea; Rhabditida; Strongylidae
Source: the annotation of a GenBank genome assembly
UCGGCUGUCGUUUGCUUUGAAGAGGUUGGUACCGUUGAUACCGUUGUUGCUUGUUUGGAAGUUGUAGCACUAUUUGUGUUCAUCGUGCUUGUUUCGGUUUCCGUAGUAGUGUUCGCAUCAGUAACUGUGCUGUCAAAAUCGGCUGUCGUUUGCUUCAAAGAGGUUGAUACCGUUGUUGCUUGUUUGGAAAUUGUAGCACUGUUCGUGCUCAUCGCGCUUGUUUCGGUUUCCGUAGUAGUGUUCGCAUCAGUAACUGUGCUGUCAAAAUCGGCUGUCGUUUGCUUUGAAGAGGUUGGUACCGUUGUUGUUUGUUUGGAAGUUGUAGUGCAUUUCUUCGUGAUCGUACUUGGUGGUUCCACGGUUUCCGUAAUGUUCGCAUCAGUCGAUGUACCCGCAUCAGUAGAUAUACUCCCAACAUCAGCCGUCGUUUGCUCUGAAAACUGA